This is a messenger RNA of Mesoplodon densirostris (Blainville's beaked whale), 473 nucleotides long. It is a transcript of the gene SAMD13, whose product is annotated as sterile alpha motif domain containing 13. The record is from RefSeq and is a predicted model, not a curated record. Gene Ontology annotation, molecular function: protein binding. The transcript is spliced from 5 exons. Lineage: Eukaryota; Metazoa; Chordata; Mammalia; Artiodactyla; Ziphiidae. Bases 165 to 473 code for a protein of 102 amino acids.
GGUAAAGCCUCCCGGCGCCGGCCAUGCGGGGAGAUGCUUAGAAAAUGGUGAAUGUGUAACAGUUUCCAACUGAAGUGAAAUCAUUCUUUUGGCAUGGAGCAAGCUGCACUAUCUUCUGUCUACUCUAUAACGUUGCUGAAGUAAAGGAACCCUGCAGCCUCCCCAUGCUAUCUGUUGACAUGGAAAACAAGGAAAAUGGCUCUGUCGGUGUAAAAAAUUCCAUGGAGAACGGGAGGCCACCCGAUCCUGCAGACUGGGCCGUGAUGGAUGUCGUCAAUUAUUUCCGAACCGCAGGAUUCGAAGAGCAAGCUAGUGCGUUUCAGGAACAGGAAAUUGAUGGAAAAUCCCUGCUACUGAUGACAAGAAAUGAUGUGUUGACAGGACUUCAGUUAAAAUUGGGGCCUGCUCUGAAAAUCUAUGAGUAUCAUGUAAAACCUCUGCAGACAAAGCAUUUAAAGAACAACUCUUCAUAG